This is a messenger RNA of Syngnathus typhle (broad-nosed pipefish), 1588 nucleotides long. Its product is annotated as claudin-7-B-like. Gene Ontology annotation, cellular component: bicellular tight junction; plasma membrane. The transcript is spliced from 4 exons. Bases 268 to 894 code for a protein of 208 amino acids. Gene Ontology annotation, molecular function: structural molecule activity. The record is from RefSeq and is a predicted model, not a curated record. Lineage: Eukaryota; Metazoa; Chordata; Actinopteri; Syngnathiformes; Syngnathidae. Gene Ontology annotation, biological process: bicellular tight junction assembly; cell adhesion.
UCCCGCUGUCCACUUCCUAUUCAAGGUGCGGCAAAGCAACAGGUGCGCAAGGUGACAUCGUCGGCCAUACAAGAACCGCCAUUACAUUUUUUAUAACUUGCAUUUUGAAAGAACUGGAAUUUUUCUAACAAAUUUUAACAUACAAGCCUUUUGGGGUUUCACCCCCCCCAACCCUUCUAUUUAGACCAGUGAGGAAUACUAUUGAGCAGGUGGCGGUUUCCUACCUAGUUUUGUAGUCAAGUCGUCGUCGAAGAGGAAGAAGAGAAAAUGGCCAACUCCGGGUUGCAGAUGUUGGGCUUUGUCCUGUCACUUCUGGGCUUGAUAGGCUUGAUAGUGGGCACAAUUCUGCCCCAGUGGAAGAUGUCGUCCUAUGCCGGGGACAACAUCAUCACGGCAAUAGCCAUGUAUGAAGGCCUUUGGAUGUCCUGUGCUUUCCAAAGCACUGGCCAGAUCCAAUGCAAAGUCUAUGACUCCAUCCUCCAGCUCAACAGUGCACUCCAGGCAACACGCGCCCUCAUGAUUGUGAGCAUUAUCGUAACGGUGGCCGGCUUGGGUGCGGCCUGCAUGGGGAUGAAAUGCACCAACUGUGGUGGAGAUGACAAAACGCGCAAGUCUCGCAUUGCAAUGACUGGUGGCAUUAUCUUGCUGAUUGGAGCUUUGUGCUCCAUUAUUGCCUGCUCUUGGUACGCUCAUGACAUCAUCCAAGCUUUCUACAACCCGUUCACGCCAGUCAAUACAAAGUAUGAGUUUGGGUCGGCCGUCUUCAUUGCCUGGGCUGGAGCCUUCUUGGUUGCAAUCGGAGGUGGCAUGCUGGCAGCUUCUUGCCCGAGAGGCAAACCUACACCAAAGUAUCCCAUCUCCAGACCUCCUAGCAGCACUAAGGAGUAUGUUUGAGCAGGAUAAGGAUCCCUUCAAAAAGCAGCAUAAUUAAUCUCGGAAAUAGUCAAGACAAGUUGUACCUGUGUAUUGGUUUAUUCAGGGCAAUUUUGAAAUGUUACUGUAACUUUAUAACCAACACGUUCAAGUUGCUAGCUACUCAAGAAAGUACACCAACUUUGUACUUUCUGAAAAGAUGCGGUCAAAUCUUACUUGUAUUUUAACACUUGAGCGUUCAAGUUUUCAUGAAAUCUAAAGCACAUUCUCCUAUUGACCAUGCUUAAAAAUAGAGACCAUGUUAUGCUGUGUACUGUCACUGUUGCUUGGUGUUAGUGAGAGGCAGAAAAGAGGAAACAUUUAAAAUCUUUGACAAUAUUCAUGCCGAAUGCCCACAAGUCUUAGUGUCUGGCACCUGAGAAGUGAGAUUUAUAAAUUUCCCUUUAUUUGUGCCUUUUAUUUAUAUGAAGACAAAUAAUUCUGUACCACAGUUGACUGCUUCAAUCAAGUGCCAGAGUAAAAUGCUUAAUUUACGAGAUUUUUAUUCCCUAGCAAGAUUGCCAAUGUUUUCAAUUUUACCUGCGUCAGUGAAGGUGUUCAAUAAUUGUGUAUGUUAAUGGCUUAUACUUGUAUUCAUUUUUAGUUAUGGAUGUUGCAUUUUUUUUUAAUUUGUGAUAACGACUAUGUUGUACAUAAACUGGAAAUACAAAUUUAA